Messenger RNA from Doryrhamphus excisus (bluestripe pipefish), 7304 nucleotides. It is a transcript of the gene col4a1, whose product is annotated as collagen, type IV, alpha 1. The record is from RefSeq and is a predicted model, not a curated record. Gene Ontology annotation, biological process: extracellular matrix organization. Lineage: Eukaryota; Metazoa; Chordata; Actinopteri; Syngnathiformes; Syngnathidae. Gene Ontology annotation, molecular function: extracellular matrix structural constituent conferring tensile strength. Gene Ontology annotation, cellular component: collagen trimer.
GGGUGGGGUGGCGCAAACGAAGCCCCCCAAGUUAAACCCGCUCUCGCAUCGAUCAGAACUUCAUAUCGCCUGUGGACCACAACAUGCAGGCCGACGCUCUCCGCCGCUGAACGCGAGGCCGAGAUUCAGGCGCUUUUUGCGGGGAGACGCUCCUUCUGUAGCCGCCGUGAUGCUGCUGCCUGCGGCCACGCUGACGCUGCUGGCCGCUCUCUCGUCGUCCGGGCUGGGGAUGGUCGAAGCUGAGGGCUGCGGGGCAUCAUGUGGAAAAUGUGACUGCAGCGGCGUGAAAGGAACCAAGGGUGAGCGUGGACUCCCCGGUCUUCAAGGUAAUAUGGGAUUCCCAGGAAUGCAAGGACAUGAGGGGCCACCCGGACCCAUGGGUCCCAAGGGAGAUCCGGGUCAGUUUGGUGCUCCUGGAAUAAAAGGAGUGCGGGGUCCUCCUGGUCUUCCAGGAUUCCCAGGAAAUCCAGGUUUACCAGGAAUCAAUGGAAACGACGGUCCCCCGGGUCCUCAUGGUAUCCCAGGAUGCAACGGGACUAAAGGCGACCGAGGGCGAGACGGCAGUCCCGGCUUUGAUGGUCUUCAAGGACCACCCGGCAUCCCGGGACUUCCUGGAAUGAAGGGUGAUCCGGGCGGCGUGAUUGGAAUUAUUCCUCUAAAAGGAGACAGAGGACUUCCUGGUACACCUGGAAUACCUGGAUCCAUGGGACCUCCUGGUCCUACUGGUCCACCAGGACCUCGGGGCUACAUUGGACCUAAGGGAGAUCCCGGCCUGCCAGGACCCCCUGGAGAGAAGGGUGACAGGCUGGCCUUUGUGAGCGAGAAAGGAGACAAGGGCGAACCAGGCUUCCGAGGCCCACCCGGCCCCCCUGGACCCCCGUCUCUGGGAGUGGAGGGUCCUGGCACCGAGUACAUACCAGGACCACCGGGAAACCGAGGCUACCCGGGCGAGAAGGGCGAUAAAGGCGUCUGCAAUAUAUCCCAGAAUGGCGUGAAGGGGGAACCAGGCCCCCCAGGACCGAUAGGCAAACCCGGCAAGGAAGGAGAGGAAGGGCGGAAGGGAGAAAAGGGCUUUCCUGGAAAUCCUGGCUAUCCUGGACUUCAGGGUGAGAAGGGGGAGAGAGGACCCCCCGGAUACGCCAGUGGCGCCCCUGGUCCCCCUGGUCCUCGUGGUCUACCUGGGCUACAAGGAGAGAAAGGAUUUGCUGGUCCCCAAGGAGAAGCAGGGCCACCAGGACGUUAUCUUGAAGGCCCUCGUGGAGAGACCGGCCAAAAGGGUGACAUGGGUCAGAAAGGAGACCAGGGUUUAGAAGGUGAGUCUCUGGUCGGAGCCCCGGGACAACCAGGACCAGAGGGACCCCCAGGACUUCCAGGACCCCCAGUUGACCCCAAUGAAUGCAACGUUGCAAAAGGCGCCUCGGGCCCACCCGGACCCCCGGGGCUUCAAGGGGAGCUGGGACAGAAAGGAGACAAAGGGGACGCUUGUGUUCAGUGUGAAGGGUUCGGACCCCCAGGAAUAGCCGGACCCCAGGGCCUUAAAGGGGAGCGAGGUCCUCCUGGUCCUGUGGGAAGCAAAGGGGACAAGGGUCAAUCAGGAGCCCCGGGAUCUCCAGGAAGACCUGGCCUCAAUGGCGCUCCCGGUUUGAUCGGGGAACCGGGUGCAGUUGGAGCACCGGGAGAUAUUUUUAUCGCCCCUGGUCUGAAAGGGGACAAGGGUUUUCCCGGGCUGGCUGGUUCACCAGGACAGCCGGGCCUGGAUGGGCAACCAGGGAGGGAUGGCCUUGCCGGAGUCCCGGGCCACAAAGGAGAACCUGGCAAAGACGGCGUCAAGGGUGAUCGGGGACAGAUUGGAGACCCUGGUCUUAUAGGCCUGCCAGGGGACAGGGGUCCUCCAGGCCUGCCGGGCUAUGGGCGACCUGGUGUUCCUGGGGACAAGGGAGGCCAGGGGAGUCCAGGUAUUCCUGGAUCACCCGGAGUCCCUGGUGCCAAAGGUGAGCCAGGUAAAGGGGUGAGCACCCCUGGACCACAAGGGGUACCUGGACCAAGAGGGGAGACCGGCAGAGACGGACUCCAAGGGGACAGAGGUCUCCAAGGAGACCCUGGAAUACCCGGUUUUCCUGGUCAAAAAGGUGAACAAGGGCCUCCUGGAAUUGGAUUUCCCGGCCCGACUGGUCCCAAAGGAAUCAGUGGAAUUCCAGGUGCUCCGGGAUUGCCAGGAGAGCCAGGAAGACCCGGACAGGAUGGUAUUUCUGGACAACCUGGUCCACAGGGACUAAAAGGUGAACCAGGAAUGGGGCUCCCAGGCACAAAAGGCUCACAGGGUCCUCCUGGAAUUAUUGGCUUCCCAGGUGAGAAAGGUGGCAUGGGACUGCCUGGCAUUCCUGGACAAGAAGGCGUAACAGGACCACCAGGACUUCAGGGGGUCAAAGGUAGCAUGGGCCCCCCCGGGCCUCCUGGAGUGGUGGGGUUACCAGGGGCUCCAGGAAAGGGGUUGCCAGGUGCCCCCGGACCACAAGGACUGUCUGGAGAGCCUGGUCCAUUUGGUAGAGUAGGCGAAAAAGGAGAGAAGGGCCAUCCAGGUCCUCCCGGCCUCGACAUGCCGGGGCCUCAGGGAGAAAAAGGAGUUUCUGGCUUCCCGGGAGCCCCUGGUGUUAAAGGACUGCCAGGACCACCAGGCUUACCAGGAAGGGAUGGACUGAUAGGAAAUCAAGGUGUCAAAGGUGAAAUGGGAGUCAUUGGGACUCCAGGAUUGCCAGGAUUUCCCGGACCAGCCGGUGUACCAGGAAGUCAAGGCUUGAGAGGUGAUCCUGGUGUUCCUGGCUUACGAGGACAAACUGGAGACACCGGACCUAAAGGAGAGAGGGGGGAGCAGGGUCUUCAGGGACCUCCAGGGAACAUGAGCAAAGUGGACAUGGAGCAUAUGAAGGGGGAGAAGGGAGACAUUGGAGACCCAGGAAACCCUGGAGUCACAGGACAGAAAGGCUAUCGUGGACUACCGGGAGACCCUGGAAUGCCGGGCAAAAAUGGAGAAGCCGGGUUACCCGGACAGCCAGGUGAAAAGGGGGACACUGGGGUUCCUGGAGAACCAGGCAGUAUGGGGCCACCAGGACAGAAGGGCACGGUGGGAGAGAUGGGAAUACCAGGUCCAGUUGGUCCGCAGGGUCCUAAAGGAGAUGUAGGGACACCAGGACAUCCUGGUUUCAGAGGCACGGAUGGAGAGAAAGGAGAACUGGGAUCGCCUGGUGAGCCGGGAAUUGGUCUCCCAGGAUUUCCAGGAGAAAGGGGUACGCCCGGUCAAGCAGGAUUCCCAGGACCACGAGGGGAGAAGGGUCAGAAGGGUCAUGUGGGAACACCCGGCAUGCCAGGACAUGAAGGAGUUAAGGGAGAAAAAGGAUUCCUUGGGACUCCAGGCCAGCCGGGCAUACCGGGCGAGAAGGGUGUUCCCGGGCUACCAGGGUCUGCAGGAGAGCCUGGUCGUGAUGGUCGGCCCGGUGAGGGUGGCUUGCAGGGACCACCUGGUUCUCCUGGAGAGAAAGGAGACGCUGGGGUAGAUGGCAUCCCUGGAUCAUCAGGGGAGAGAGGCGAUCCAGGUUUACCUGGACUAAGUAUUCCGGGACCCCCCGGAGAGCUCGGUAGCAAAGGUGACAAGGGUAGUCCUGGUUUUCCUGGCACCCCAGGUUAUCCCGGCGUCCCUGGUAUCAAAGGUGACAAAGGGCUUCCAGGACCACAGGGGAACCAGGGUGAACCAGGAGGAAUCGGACUUCCAGGAAUCUCUCUUGAGGGCCCUAAAGGAGAUCAGGGGGAUGCAGGACAACCUGGAGAACCAGGAAGUAUAGGAGCUCCAGGACCUUCUGGUGUUCCAGGACGAGACGGCCAUAAGGGAGACAAAGGAGAUCAGGGUUUGCCAGGUUUCCAGGGAGAGACGGGACAAAAGGGUGACCUUGGUGGUCCUGGAUUCCCCGGGCAACCUGGUCUUCCAGGUGUUCAUGGUCCCAAAGGUGAGAGGGGUCUUCAGGGUGUGCCGGGCUUCCCAGGCACUAGGGGUUCUUCUGGGGACCUGGGAUUUAAGGGAGAACUUGGAGACAGAGGAUUGCCGGGAGAAAAGGGUAAUGUGGGUCUCCCUGGUCCCCCUGGCCCACAUACCUUUAUCAAAGGAGACAUUGGCCAACAGGGUACUGCGGGCUUACCAGGACCACAGGGUCCAUCUGGGUUGCCAGGACAGAAAGGACAACAAGGUGUGACUGGCAUUCCUGGGCCAAAAGGAGAAGACGGCCUCCCCGGAUAUCACGGCCAGCCAGGAUCCAAAGGAGAACCCGGUUUACAAGGACCACAGGGACCACGAGGGUAUCCCGGCCCUCCAGGACCUGAUGGUGUUCCAGGACAAGUGGGACCGCCCGGACCCUCCUCAAUGGAUCACGGUUUCCUGGUGACUCGUCACAGCCAAACCGUGGAGAUUCCAGUUUGUCCUGAAGGCACCUCACCCAUUUAUGACGGCUACUCUUUGCUCUACGUGCAAGGCAACGAACGCUCCCACGGCCAGGAUCUUGGUACGGCGGGUAGCUGUCUCAGGAAGUUCAGUCCGAUGCCCUUCCUGUUCUGUAACAUCAACAACGUGUGCAACUUCGCCUCCCGUAACGACUACUCCUACUGGCUCACCUCGCCCGAACCCAUGCCCAUGAGCAUGGCGCCCGUCACCGGGGACAGCAUCAAACCCUUCAUCAGCAGGUGCGCCGUGUGCGAAGCCCCGGCCAUGGUCAUAGCGGUCCACAGUCAGACCAUCAUGAUCCCGCCGUGUCCUUACGGCUGGGACUCCCUGUGGAUCGGAUACUCCUUUGUCAUGCAUACCAGCGCUGGUGCUGAGGGAUCAGGCCAGGCUCUGGCCUCUCCCGGUUCCUGCUUGGAGGAAUUCCGAAGUGCACCGUUCAUUGAGUGUCACGGUCGCGGAACCUGCAACUACUACGCUAACUCCUACAGCUUCUGGCUGGCGACCAUCGAAGACAGCGAGAUGUUUACGAAACCCGUCCCGACGACGCUAAAAGCGGGAAAUCUGCGAACCCACAUAAGCCGCUGUCAGGUGUGCAUGAAGAGGACAUAAUCAUCAAGACAUCUGCCCCCCCUCCCCACCUCCAACCAACCACCGUCGCCAUCCCGACUUCCCUACACUUGGCUUCCAAACUUCCUCGUGUCCGAGGACGGUGCUAUUCCCUGCAUGUGUGAGAGCGGGAGAGGGACGGAGUUUGAACUUGGACAAACCAGAACAUAAAAAGUGCCUCUUUGCUCCACGUGGAACACUCGUACUAACAAUGAUGGCGCCCCACGGUUUACCGCUGCACUGAAUACAUGCCCCCCCCCCCAUGAACUGGUAAACUAGUCAGGUGCUAUUGAAUCUUCCGUAUUAUCUGCUUUAUUCCAGUUUCCCUUUGAAAGCUUCUUGUUUCUAGCAUCCAAUCACACUAUUGUUUACACUCACUGAUAGGAAGGAUGGGACUCACCACUGGCUACACCACCAUUAGCAUUAGCAUUAGCUCAAAUACGUCUAACACGCUUCCUGUUGUAAAUAUAUUCUAUUCCUACUUCAGCAUAUUCUCCUCAGGUUGUUAUUGAGCGCGUCUGUGUUAUUAAAUCCAUUUUAUUUAUAAGAGACUGUCGGGAUUCCAUUCAUGCAUUUAGGUUCAAUUUGGAGCUUUAUCCCACCGAGUACCAGGACCACUGCCACACUGAAAAAAAAAACUCAGACAUUACUAGAGUAGACUUGUACAUUUAGGAGAAAAAAGUCUUCAUUUUGUCUUUGCUCCAGGCCAAAGGUCACAAGUCCUCCCUUUUCAUAGGUGUCUCAGGCAAUGCCUGUUAUGGAAUUAUUUUGAGAAUAAAGUGGGAAAUUUCCCAGAAGAAAAAUGUAACUUUAUAUUACAGGCAUGAGACAUGAUAACUUGUUUAUGCCCAACUACUCCUUUUUGCUGCCACGUUAUGAAUAAAAGCUUGCCUGAAUCAAGACGAAAAUGUCCUUCCCUCCUGAAGGACUAAGCUCCAUUUUCACUCUGGCGCAACUUUGUUGUACAUUUAUGAUUUAAUCUCAUAGUAUUAUACUUUUUUUUCUCCGAAAUUUCUGACUUAAAGUUGUAAAUUAUUCUUUUUUGUACAUUUAUGACUUAAUUUUCUUAAAUUAGUGAUUUUUUUCCUCAUCAAUUUAUGAGAAAAAAAGUCAUAAAUCUAUGAAAAUUAUUCUCGUAAAUUUAUUUUAUUUAACUUUUUUCUCGUAAUUCCCGACUUUAAGUCAGAAAUGUCUGUGAAAAAAGUCAUAAUACUAUGAGAAUAAAAUGUAAACGUACAACAAAGUUGUGUCCGAGUGAAAAUAGAGCAUCGUCCUUCAGGAGGGAAGGACAUUUUCCUCCUGAAAAUUAUUCUUGUAAAUACACGACUUAAUUUUCUUAAAUUUACAACUUUAUUUUUGUAAAUUGACAUUUGUUUCAUAAAUGUACAUCAAUUGUUCAUCAAUUUUGAACUUUAUUCUCAAAAUGUCAUAGUUUUUUUAUGUGGCCCAAAUACUCCUUCAUAGCUGUAAUAUUUAUAAUAUUUAGCAAAACAGCACGUGAGUGAAUGUGUGUUUGCUCUUUGGUCUGCUUGAAUUAUGAAAAGGUUGAAAAUUUGUGUUAGCCCAAUGUUGUCAAAGUUUUUACAAAAGGUUUUUUUUUUUUUUAGCUUUGCUACUAGCUCCGUCUUUGCUAGCACCAUCACGCCCAUGUGGCUUGUCCUCACACAUUGUGUGUAUUGCACACGAGGAAAAGCCAACAUUAAUAAUAAGUCAAUGUCAACUAAUCUUUGUUUAGUCACCAUUUAAUGACUUCAUUACUCUUCAGGCAUACUUCCUGUGUACUCGCCACUUUGCGCUUAGAAUUCCAUGGCAUCACUCCAUUUUCAAAAAUAAAUAAAUCAAGCUGUUUUGUGGUUGAAUACGGCCUAUUAUUAGUCAAAAGAUUGCACAUUUAUGUAUUUUUGCCUAAAUGAAGCAUUUUAAACAUUUCUAAAUAUGGUUUUUAACAUUAUUAGACAUGAAAUUACAUUCCAAUAGUUACCUUUACCAUCCUAUUAUUCAUUGUUUAAGCUGCAGUGACCUGAGAGCUAGCUAGCUAGCCAGCUAGCUAGCCAGCUAACAAGUUGCUAUUCUAAACUUAUAGCUAGCCAGCUGACCAGUUAGCCUCUUAUUUAUUUCUUCUAAACUUAAGAAGCCCAAAACUUACCAUGUACACCAUCCAAUAAAGUCAUUUGUACUCAGGCUUACCAUGUACACCAUCCAAUAAAGUCAU